AUGGCACAACGAGCACAGCAGAUCGCUGGCCACCUCAACUACCCUUCGGGACUCCUGGCCGGCCAGGUUGCCAUUAUCACCGGGUCCGGCCAGGGCAUCGGCGCCGAGUGCGCGCGUCUGUUCGCCAACGAAGGGGCCAAAGUAGUGGUGUGCGACGUGGACAGCGCCCGGUCCGAGGCUACGGCCAAGGCCAUCAACGAUGCUAGCCCCGGCCGCGCCAUCUCGGUGCCAGGCGAUGUGACGGAUCCCGAGUACAUCAAAGUGCUGGUCAAGAAGACGGCCGAGUUUGGCAACGGCAAGAUCCAUAUCAUUGUGAACAACGCCGGCUACACGUGGGACGGCGUGAUCCAUAAGAUCACCGACAAGCAGUGGGACACCAUCCUGAAUGUACACAACACGGCUCCCUUUCGACUCAUCCGCGAGGCCGCUCCAUAUUUCCGAGUCAAAGAUGGCGAACCGAGGGUCAUCAUCAACGUCAGCAGCACCAGCGGCACUCACGGAAACGCAGGCCAGGCCAACUACAGUCUGGCCAAGGCCGGGGUGACGGGCUUGACCAAGACGAUUGCGAAGGAAUGGGGUCCCCAGUUUGGUGUCCGCGCCAACACCGUCGCCUUUGGCCACAUCGACACCCGCUUGACCCGCGCAAAGGAGGCCGGCGCCUUCAUCACCACGGCCGACGGCCAGCGCGUCGCCCUCGGCAUCCCAGGCAAGCAAACCCCCGCCAGCCAGGCUAGCACGGAGAAUCCGUAUAAAGACAUUCCGCUCGGACGCCCUGGCACUGCCACCGAGGCCGCUGCUGCGGUGUUGGCCAUUUCCUCGCCGCUGUUUUCCUAUGUGAACGGACAGACCAUCGAGAUCACGGGUGGACGAAGUAUUUAG
Molecule: messenger RNA, 879 nt
Organism: Capronia epimyces CBS 606.96
Lineage: Eukaryota; Fungi; Ascomycota; Eurotiomycetes; Chaetothyriales; Herpotrichiellaceae
Product: 3-oxoacyl-[acyl-carrier protein] reductase
Exons: 3
Coding region: 1-879 (292 amino acids)
Molecular function (GO): oxidoreductase activity, acting on the CH-OH group of donors, NAD or NADP as acceptor
Source: RefSeq, a predicted model, not a curated record